Molecule: messenger RNA, 1749 nt
Organism: Penicilliopsis zonata CBS 506.65
Lineage: Eukaryota; Fungi; Ascomycota; Eurotiomycetes; Eurotiales; Aspergillaceae
Exons: 3
Coding region: 1-1749 (582 amino acids)
Biological process (GO): transmembrane transport
Cellular component (GO): membrane
Molecular function (GO): transmembrane transporter activity
Source: RefSeq, a predicted model, not a curated record
AUGGCGGAUAGUGACGGUAUCACCCCCGCGAGCAAGCCUAGAAACAUCGAGGCCCAGAGUGCCUUUGCGGCCUCGACUCUGGUCGCCGAUUUCGAAAAGGCGCCGCAACCCAAACAGCCUGCCGCUGACACGGUGUAUGGCAAUCUCUAUGGCUCGGCCAUCGAGACGCCCGACAUCCAUGCCGGCGCGGAUCCCGUCUUCGCGGCCAAGGCGCAGCUGUUGAACAAGGCGCUGUUGGACCUGGGCAUGGGCCGGUACCAGUGGUUCCUCUGGAUCAUCACCAGCGCGGGAUGGUUUCUGGACAGCUUCUGGACGAUGUCGUUCCUGAUCAUCGGCCCUGCUGCCUCCAACGAGGCGCAGUUUUUCUACGCCAGCGAGGGCAACCGCGCCGCCUUUCUGUUUGUGAGCAUGUACGUGGGUCUGACAGUCGGCGCGACGGCAUGGCCCUUCAUGGCCGAUGCCUUGGGCCGCAAGUGGAUUUUCACCAGCACGCUGGUCCUCAUGGGCAUGGGCGGCCUGGUGGGUGCCGGUAUGCCGGCCUUCACCGGUCUCUGCGUCGUUGGUUUCGUCGUCGGCUUUGCCGUCGCGGGCAACCAAGCAGUCGAUGCCAUGGUCCUGUUGGAAACUCUGCCUGCUUCCCACCAGUAUCUUGUUGCCUUGCAAGGUGUAUUCUGGGGUUUGGGACAGUUGGUUGCCUCUGCAGUAGGCUGGGCCUUUAUUGCUCUCUGGACCUGCGGGACCGGCCCCGAUGAAGAGAGCACCGCCGAAACCUAUGCUAGUAAGGCCUACAGUCAUAGCGGCAGCGGCAGCAGCAGCAGUAGUGGAAGCAGCAGCAGCAGCAGCAGUGGCAGUAGCAGUUCGUGCCAUUACGUCUCGAACAAGGGUUGGCGCUACGUGUGGUGGACUUUCGGAUGCAUCACGCUCUUCCUGUAUCUGUGCCGGUUCAUGUUCCCACUUCGCGAGACGCCCAAGUUCCUCCUUGCGCGCCGCCGCGACGCCGAGGCGACGCAGCUGGUCAAAGACAUUGCGACAUACAACAAGCGGCAGCAAACAUGGCUGACGGAGUCGUCGUUUGCACGGAUCGACUCCACGAUCGAUGCGGAGACGGUCGAGGCCCAGCGGCGGACGCGCGUGGGACACAUCCUGGCCACGCUCAAGCCGAUGGGACUGGGUCUGCUGCUGCUGUUGUGGGCGAUGAUGGGGCUGACGUUCCCGCUGCACAAGACCUACCUGAGCAAUUACCUGGCGGUGCAUGGGGUGUCGGCCGUGAACCCGACGACGGUGACGACCCCGUACCUGUUCCGACAGUACCUGUGGGUGGCGCUGUGUGCGAUCCCGGGCCCGCUAGUGGCCGCAGUCAUGAUCGAGGCGAAGUGGCUAGGCCGGCAGCGCAGCGGGGCGAUCUUCGCCGUGCUGACGGGUCUGUUCAUGCUGCUGUCGGGCGUGUCGCGGUCUCACGGGGCGUUGCUCGGAUUCGAAUGCGUGCUCUCCUUCCUCUACUACGCCGACCUGGCCAUCCUGACCAUCUACACGGUCGAGGCGUUUGCGACCACCGUGCGCGGCUUCAGCGUCGGUGUCCUGGGCGGCACAUGGCGCCUGUUCGGGCUCAUUGCUGCCAUCAUCACGACGUUCGACUCGACCGCCAUCGCUGGCGGGGGCGCUGUCUGGUUCUCGGGUGCGAUCUGGAUCGUUCUGGCGGGCGUCUGGUUGGCUUUGCCUGUGGAUACCAAGGCCAAGGCUGCUGCUUAA